AUGAUCAUCGAUUGUUUUCAUUGGAGUCGUCUGGACGAGUGCGCUCAAGUGCGCCCUAAUUCUUCACGUCUGGCCAUGAAGGCUUCCUUCCUUUGGUACCUUCUACGCUUCCAUGUUCCAGAUAUAUCGAGUCAACUAGACAUACAUGUAUGGUUUACUGUAGAUGGCUUCCUGUAUACAAUUGUUUUAUCUCCACAGGAUGUCCUCCGAUGCUCGCUAGUUAUACCUACUUACAUAACAAUCUCUCAGCAGAAAAAUAGGCGGGGAGGGGGGUUAACGUUUCAUAGGUUUAAGUAUUUGGAGCAUUCGGAUAUUCAUUCCGAGAGGAGUGCUAUCUUUCAAAAACAACCCCGUGCCGAUAAAGGUAGUAGUUUGUAUCUUCUCGCGAUGGCGCACGACGGACGGUGCCCAAAGCGUAGCCUGAAUUUCGCGGCGGACCGUAUCUAUUCCGCUCAGAUAUGGAUUAAAUAUAUAUUGGAAGGUUAUGAGAUAUUUCAAUUGAAACAUUGCCUUCGACAUGAUCUUAGUUUUGGAAUAUAUACUCUCGCUAGAGCAUCCCUUUCCCCAGAUGCAUACGAAAUUCUGUCUGGUACGUGGUUGGAAUAA
This is a messenger RNA of Morchella sextelata, 606 nucleotides long. RefSeq lists its product as uncharacterized. The coding region runs from base 1 to 606 and encodes 201 amino acids. The transcript has 15 exons. The record is from RefSeq and is a predicted model, not a curated record. NCBI's taxonomy places the organism in Eukaryota, Fungi, Ascomycota, Pezizomycetes, Pezizales, Morchellaceae.